Messenger RNA from Cutaneotrichosporon cavernicola, 408 nucleotides. RefSeq lists its product as uncharacterized. NCBI's taxonomy places the organism in Eukaryota, Fungi, Basidiomycota, Tremellomycetes, Trichosporonales, Trichosporonaceae. Gene Ontology annotation, molecular function: RNA cap binding. Gene Ontology annotation, cellular component: P-body; Lsm1-7-Pat1 complex. The transcript has 6 exons. The record is from RefSeq and is a predicted model, not a curated record. Bases 1 to 408 code for a protein of 135 amino acids. Gene Ontology annotation, biological process: deadenylation-dependent decapping of nuclear-transcribed mRNA.
AUGGACGCGCUCAUCCAGUUCACGACGUCGGGCUCGCUUGUCGACCUCGUCGACAAGAAGGUCCUCGUCAUGCUCCGCGACGGGCGCAAGCUUAUCGGUGUGCUCCGCUCGUACGACCAGUUUGCCAACUUCCUCCUCGAAUCCACCGUUGAGCGGCUACACCUCGGCCAUGAGUUUGCGGACGUCGACAUCGGCGUUCUGUUGAUUCGUGGCGAGAACGUUGUCGCGCUGGGCGAGAUUGACCUUAUUGCCGAAGACGAGCUGCCCCUCAGGCAGAUCCCCGAGGACGAGAUGAAAGCCAAGAUCAAGGAGUUUGAGCGUCGGCGAGAACGGGACAAUGCCAUCAAGGACCGAGUCAUGGCGUCGAUUGGGUUUGUGUCUGACAGGCAUGAGGGUGAUGCGUACUAG